Corticium candelabrum is the source of this 552-nucleotide messenger RNA. Its product is annotated as cysteine-rich DPF motif domain-containing protein 1-like. NCBI's taxonomy places the organism in Eukaryota, Metazoa, Porifera, Homoscleromorpha, Homosclerophorida, Plakinidae. The record is from RefSeq and is a predicted model, not a curated record. The coding region runs from base 20 to 361 and encodes 113 amino acids. The transcript has 4 exons.
AUCAACAAGCCCUUGUGGAAUGUCCGGAGCAAAGGGAAAGGGAACAUUUCGGUGUUCCAGGUGCCACUUAAGUUGCCGUUUCGACUACUUUGGUCAGAGACCGCCUUUCCAAACUGCUCUCAUACUUCUGGAAGACGCGUAUGUAAUGAAAGACCCAUUCUCUCCCGAUGAACGACAGCUCGUGCUUGGCUCUCACUGCUCAGUUUGUCAACAGCCGGUCUGUGUAGGAACGGGAUGCAGUGUAUUCUACACCAAGAGAUUUUGUCUGCCGUGCGUUCUAGCCAAGGCUGACGAAUUCCCGGAAGAAAUUAGAAAAGAAGUAGAAAGCAAGAAUACGGAAGAUAUUCAGAGAUUCGAAUAGCCGUUAGCUACAAGGAAGGUCUCUGCCAUGUGGAGUUGUGGACAGAACUUCAGUUUAUUAGUUUAUAAAUAUGAUAAACAUUUUCAGAGUGUUGAUACUUUGGUAGCAUUGCCUGCCCUUGUAACGCAAUGUUUAGUUAACUGUACUGUACCAUUACUGGUAGUCAUUGAUAUUGAAAUUCAAGGGCCAAU